Molecule: messenger RNA, 2310 nt
Organism: Zygosaccharomyces rouxii
Lineage: Eukaryota; Fungi; Ascomycota; Saccharomycetes; Saccharomycetales; Saccharomycetaceae
Gene: DBP7
Product: putative ATP-dependent RNA helicase
Exons: 1
Coding region: 1-2310 (769 amino acids)
Biological process (GO): ribosome biogenesis
Cellular component (GO): nucleus
Molecular function (GO): RNA helicase activity; ATP binding; nucleic acid binding
Source: RefSeq, a predicted model, not a curated record
AUGCGAUGCGAUGAGCUAAAUGAAAUUUUACCUUGUAUCUACUUACUACAACAAGAGCUCAUCGCUAGCGAAAAGGACAAAUCUAGAGCGUUUUUAGUCAAUAUGAGCGACGAUGAUGGUAUGCUGUUGAAUUUCUCCACUAAUGAAAGUGGUGCUGGUGAUUCUAAGCCUUCUUCUACCAAGGUUACCGGUGGGAGAUGGAAGGACCGCCGUAAGAUGAAGAUGAUGAUGGAGGGACGUCCUAAUAAGAAACGUAAGAUAAAUCAACCUGCUGCUACUGCUGAUGCUGAUGCUGAUGCUUCUGGUAAGGGUGGUAAUACGGAUGACGCUAAUAAUGCAAAAGAAUCUACUGGUGAGAAAGUAGUUGAGUUCAGGAAUAGCGGUAAAUCAAACAAUGCCAACAGUAACAAUGGUCAAGUGGUUUCCUCGCUUUUCACUUCUAACCGUGAGAUCUCGACUGCUGUAAAUACCAAUGAACGUGAUGAUUCUACUGAACAAGCGCCAUCCAACGCACCUUUGUCUGGAGAUUCCUUUGAAGAUCUUGGUAUUAAAGGAGCGUUAUUAUCACAUUUGAAGGAGAAAAUGAAGAUUCAAAAGCCUACGAGUAUUCAGAAAUUGGUGCUAUCACAUCUGCUGUCUCAAUGGACAGGUCAAAAUGAUGAUCUUUUCAUCAAUGCGCAGACGGGUUCAGGUAAGACUCUGGCCUUCUUGUUACCCAUAUUUGCGAGAAUUUUGGAUAUGCAGACCAGAGUUGACCGUAAGUCUGGAUGCUUUGCCCUUAUAGUGGCCCCUACCCGUGAACUUGCAUCUCAAAUUUAUUCGGUAGCCUCAAUGAUUAGCAAUUGUUGUCACUAUUUGGUCCCCUGUCUAUUAAUUGGUGGCGAGCGUAAGAAAUCUGAAAAGGCAAGAUUACGCAAAGGUUGUAACUUUAUUGUUGGUACACCAGGUCGUGUCUUAGACCAUCUUCAAAAUACAAAAGUGAUUCGUGAACAAUUCUCCCAGUCUUUGAGAUAUGUGGUCUUGGAUGAGGGUGAUAAAUUGAUGGAACUUGGAUUUGAAGAGACAAUUACUGAAAUCUUGAAAAUUGUACACGAUUUUCCAUUGGACAACAGUAUUUUCCCAUCGCUACCAUCUAGAAUCGUACACGUAUUGUGUAGUGCCACUUUGAAAGGUGGUGUUAAGAAAUUGGGAGAUGUUGCUCUUCAAAAUUACAAGCUUUUGAGUAACCGCCAGAUCGAAGGUAGUUCAACUGCAAGUGAAGUUCCUGAUCAGUUAUUGCAAAAGAUUGCUAUUGUACCGCCCAAAUUGAGACUCGUGACUCUGGCAGGUUCAUUAGAUACAAUUACAAAGUCCCAUAAAGGAUCUGAAUCUACCUGUAGAACCAUGGUAUUUUUAUCAUGUUCUGAUAGUGUAGAGUUCCAUUUCCAAGCUUUCUCUUCUAGUGAUGAACACCAUCGUAAUUUAGUUGGUGAUACGGUGCGGUUGUUAACUAAGGGUAAUAGAAUUUUACCAAGUUUCACGGCCGGUGGUGAUCCUGAAACCAUCUUUUACAAACUACAUGGUUCAUUGUCUCAACCAAUGCGUACUGCUACCUUAGAACAUUUUUCUCGUGAUGAUGAGGCUAGUAAGGGCAAGCACAAGAUCAUGUUCUGUACCGAUGUGGCUAGUAGAGGUCUUGAUUUGCCCCAUGUGGGUACAGUUAUUGAAGUAGAUCCACCAUUUUCCACCGAGGACCAUUUGCAUAGAAUUGGCCGUACCGCUCGUGCUGGUCAGAGUGGAGAGGCUCUAUUGUUUCUUCUACCUGGUGAAGAGGAAGGAUAUUUGGAUUGUAUUAAAAGGUUCCAUCCUAAAGGUUGGAAAUUGCUAAAAUAUGACAAAGAUAUUCUUCAACCCGUUUUCCAAUCCAUGAGCGUGAAUAGAAGUGAUAGGGAAGGUAAAUCUAAAAAAGAAGAGGAUCCAUGGGAUAGUAAUGUUACCACAUGGCAUCUAAAUGUGGAAAGAAGAAUGCUGGAAGAUCAAACUCUAAAGUCAAUUGCAGUUAAGGGUUUCACCAGCCACAUCAGAGCCUAUGCUACGCAUAUUGCAGCUGAAAAACCCUUCUUCAACGUGAAAUGUCUACAUUUGGGACAUUUAGCCAAGAGUUUUGCCUUAAGAGAACGUCCCAAGAGCUUGGCUCAACAGAGCUCCAAAGAUGGCGCCAAACAAACCGCCGAAAACAAGAAGAACACUGCUAAAAUGGGCUCUAAGGAUAAAAUGUUUCAUAUGGCCAGGCUGGCUGUUAAACAGAGUGCCAGCGAGUUCAACUAUUAG